Messenger RNA from Salvia hispanica, 1188 nucleotides. RefSeq names its product polygalacturonase-like. Gene Ontology annotation, biological process: carbohydrate metabolic process. NCBI's taxonomy places the organism in Eukaryota, Viridiplantae, Streptophyta, Magnoliopsida, Lamiales, Lamiaceae. The record is from RefSeq and is a predicted model, not a curated record. Gene Ontology annotation, molecular function: polygalacturonase activity.
AUGGCCAUUUCAAAAAUGUUCCAAAUUCUCACUGUCACAUUUUUACACUACUUUUCAGCAUUAAUUCUUGCAGAAAAUUCUACCUACAAUGUUCUUUCCUACGGUGCAAAAGCCAACGAAGAAUCCGAUAGCGCCCAAGCCUUUCAAGCGGCUUGGGGCGCCGCUUGUGACUCCUCGUCUCCAGCCACCAUAUAUGUGCCACAAGGAACGUACACUUUGGGAAAUGCAUAUUUUGACGGCAGCACGUGCAAAAAUAAUGCCAUAACCAUACAGAUUGAUGGGACUCUUUCAGCCCCAUCCGAUUACAAUGUUAUUGGUAAUAGUGACCAUUGGUUGAAGUUCAAAAGGGUCACCGGAGUUUCUAUUCACGGUGGAACCCUAGAUGGUCUAGGCGCCAAUUUGUGGGCCUGCAAAGCUUCCGGAAAGGAGUGUCCAAAAGGAGCAACGUCACUUGCAUUCCUGAAUUCGAACAAAAUACGCAUCAACGGAUUAACCUCCAUAAACAGCCAAAUGUUCCACAUCGUCGUCCACGGUUGCAACGACACAAACCUCCAAAACAUAAAAAUCUCUGCGCCCGAUGAAAGCCCAAACACCGAUGGAAUUCACAUUGGAGAGUCGUCGGGAGUUUCCGUCACCAACUCCCGUAUCGCCACUGGCGACGAUUGCAUCUCUGUGAGUCCUGGAACCUCCAACUUGCUCGUCCAAAACGUCGCCUGCGGGCCGGGCCAUGGCAUAAGCAUUGGAAGUCUAGGAUGGGUAUUGGAUGAAGCAGGAGUGGAAAAUGUGACGGUGAAAUCGUGUGUUUUUAAUGGAACACAAAAUGGUGUGAGAAUAAAGACAUGGGCAAGGCCUAGCAAUGGAUUUGUUAGAAAUGUUCGUUAUGAAGAUCUCACUAUGGUUAAUGCUAUAAAUCCCAUCAUCAUUGACCAGUAUUAUUGCCCCAAUGAUCAAAAUUGUCCCAAUCAGUCGUCGGGUGUAAAGAUUAGCGACGUAACAUAUAAAGAUAUACACGGAACAUCGGCGAGGGAAACUGGAGUGAAGUUGGAGUGCAGUAAAUCGGAGCCAUGCACCGGAAUUACGUUCGAUAAUGUAGUGCUAAACUACAAAAAUAAAGCAGUUACUACUGUUUGUGGAAACACCAUUCAAAACAUGGAUGGAGUAAUCAAGCCAUUGAAAUGCCUUUCUUAA